AUGCUACUGGCUUUGAAGGAACAAAAUCCAGGUAACUUGACUACAAUCACUCAAGUGUACACUUGCUGCAAAACAAUCAAGAAAGAAGCACAGGGACCAUUGACAGAAAUGCAAUUUUUGAUGAAGAAGCUGACAGAAGCCAACUAUGUUCACUUUGAAAGACAAGCUGACGAUUCGGAUGUCAUUAGAGAUGUUUUCUGGGCUCAUCCUGAUGCUAUCAAACUCUUCAACACAUUCCCUCAUGUGGUCGUCAUGGAUUGCACGUAUAAGACAAAUAAAUACCGGAUCCCCUUGCUUGAAAUGGUUGGCUUGACUUCUACUGGUAAGACUUUCUCCAUAGCAUUUUGCUACAUGACUCAAGAGCGCACACAUGACUAUGUUUGGGCCUUGGACUGCAUGAAGUCUCUGCUUGCCAACCCUGUCAGAUUACCUGGUGUUAUUGUCACUGACAAAGAAUUGGCUUUAAUGAAUGCUGUUUCGCAAACUUUUCCCACCUCUUGCAAUUUAUUAUGUUUGUUCCACAUCAAGAAGGUUGUUGAGGCAAAGUGCAAAUUGUGGGUUGCCAAAGACGAUUUCAAAGAUAUAGUAAUGGAGCAAUGGACAGAUUUGGUGAAUGCGGAAACAGAGCAACAAUAUGAGAAGGAAUGGAGGAACAUGUGUGCCAUGUGUAAAGAUCACCCAAAGUUCACAAAGUACAUUUCUGAGACAUGGUUAACUCACAAGGAGAAGUUUGUGAAGGCAUGGACAAACAAUGUGAUGCAUUUUGGAAACACAACAAGUAACAGGGCUAAAAGUACACAUGCAGCCUUCAAGAAGAUGCUAAGGAACAGCAAGGGUAACUUGUGCGAUUCAUGGGAUGCAGUGGAUAGGUUGACAACUGUGAGGCACAAUGAAAUUGUAGCAUCUUUUGAGCGCAGCAUUAACAUUGUAGAGCACCGUUUCAAGUCUAAAAUGUAUGUGAAUGUAAGGGGGUUCGUGGCUGAAAAAGCCCUUCAACUCAUGCACGAUGAACAAAACAGAGGGUGGGGUCAGGAUGAGGUAUGUGGUUACUUGAUGAAAGUCACUCAUGGACUACCUUGCGCUUAUGCACUUCAGAGUUAUGCUUCAAUUCCGUAUAAGGCAGUGGAUCUGUUCUGGAAGAUACUUUCUUGGGAAAAAGUGCUUGUUCCGGAUAGACAAACCUCAAACCAUGGAGACAUUCAGUAUGACAUCGAGGCCUUGGUUGCUCAUUACAGUACUCUGGAUGAUGCAGGCCAAAGUAUGCUGAGGAGGAAGGUUAAAGAGUUGUAUUGUCCUCAGAGUAGUUCACUAUGUCCUCCUGAAGUGAAGAUAAAAACCAAGCAGUCAUCCAAAGCCAAGGGGAGUAAGCCACCUACACGUGAACCAAUAGGAUCCUUGAGGCGGGAGCCUUCACAUUGGGAACGUAAUGAGAGCAACGCAACACCUACGCUUGCCAAAUGUCCUCCACCAACUAUACGGUCCAGGAAUCGUUCAUCACAAGCUAGUAAGUCAAAGAACAAGAAUUUUAUCGGGAAGUCUCCACCCCCCAGCAUCUACUUGGGGUACUUGCCAUCUUUUUUCCUACCAUAUAUAGAUGAAGUGAUAGAUGUUGAUGGAGAUGGUAAUUGUGGCUAUAGAGCGGUCGUUGCAUUGCUGGGACAUCCGGAAGGGCAGAAUGGUUGGCAUUCGAUUAGGGAAAAGUUGAUGGAAGAACUCGAACGGCAUCAGUAUUUAUAUAACACCAUGUGGGGUUUUGAUAUAGUUCAGGCCUUGCACUUUCGUCUCACCCUCCCUCAUGAUCAGAUGGCCACUGACGACAAAUGGAUGCACUUACCGAAGAUGGGGUAUCUCAUUGCUACAAGGUUUCAGGUGGUAUUUAUCUCCAUUUCGGAAAAAUCAAGUUACACUUACCUUCCAUUGAUAGGCGCCCCACCAGAGGUACACACAGUUAUAGCUGUUGGUCAUGUGCCCAACCACUUUGUACAGCUUAAGUUGUUGCAUGGACAUCUGAUUCGGUAUAUUGCUCCCCAAUGGCCAUACAACGUCCUACCACCCACGACCGAAUGGAUUAACCCAUAUCAAGACCGUAUGGCCAGAUUUGCGCUUGAACACACUGCUUGGAGGGCUGCUAUUGCUGGACCUCUUGUUCCAAAUGUGAAUGACUACAUAGACAUCACAAAAGACUAA
Lotus japonicus is the source of this 2187-nucleotide messenger RNA. Its product is annotated as PKS-NRPS hybrid synthetase cheA-like. The transcript is spliced from 3 exons. The record is from RefSeq and is a predicted model, not a curated record. NCBI's taxonomy places the organism in Eukaryota, Viridiplantae, Streptophyta, Magnoliopsida, Fabales, Fabaceae. Bases 1 to 2187 code for a protein of 728 amino acids.